AGAACGCCAUUGUUUCAAGUAGGGAGUCGAGGCCAGAGCACAGACAGGGUGAUAGUAUGGCGUCAACGAGCCGUGGAGAUGCUCUUCCUAAGGUGCAAUGUCCCAACCACCCUGAUGCCAUUCUGGUGGAGGACUACAGGGCAGGCGAUAUGAUCUGUCCAGAAUGUGGCCUGGUAGUAGGUGAUCGUGUUAUUGACGUCGGCUCAGAGUGGAGGACAUUCACAAACGAAAAAGCUACCAAAGACCCAUCGCGUGUUGGUGAUGCACAGAACCCUCUUUUGAAUGGAGGAGAUCUAACCACAAUGAUCAGCAAGGGCACAGGUGCAGCAAGCUUUGAUGAGUUUGGCAACUCUAAGUAUCAAAACCGUAGAACCAUGAGUAGCUCCGACAGAGCCAUGCUGAAUGCCUUCAAAGAGAUCAGCACCAUGGCGGACAGGAUCAACCUGCCCAGGAACAUCAUAGAUCGUACAAAUAACUUGUUUAAACAAGUUUAUGAGCAGAAGAGCCUUAAAGGCAGGAGUAAUGAUGCCAUAGCCUCUGCCUGCCUAUACAUUGCAUGCAGACAGGAGGGAGUCCCCAGAACAUUUAAAGAAAUCUGCGCCGUGUCCCGGAUCUCAAAAAAGGAGAUUGGCCGAUGCUUCAAGCUCAUCCUGAAGGCGCUAGAGACGAGCGUGGACCUCAUAACUACAGGAGACUUCAUGUCGCGCUUCUGUUCCAACCUGGGCUUACCCAAGCAUGUCCAGAUGGCUGCCACCUUCAUUGCCAGGAAGGCAGUGGAGCUGGACCUGGUGCCUGGCCGCAGCCCUAUCUCAGUGGCUGCUGCAGCUAUUUACAUGGCCUCCCAGGCCUCGGCUGAAAAGAAGACGCAAAAAGAAAUUGGUGAUAUAGCAGGGGUAGCUGAUGUGACCAUUCGCCAGUCAUACAGGCUCAUCUACCCACGUGCUGCAGAUCUCUUCCCCACAGACUUCAAAUUUGACACACCGGUUGACAAGCUCCCUCAACUGUGAAUCACCCCUGCAGUCUAUGCAUCUACUUCUCUUUAUAGUGGGUUUUGUAUGGUGUUGAAAAGUUUUGCUCUUCUGAGACAUUAAGCCUUCUUGAAAGGCUAUGGGCAGGGAUUUAACAAAACUACAGGAGACACAUUCCAAGGUUUAACACAGCUUGCAAUCUAUACUUGACUGAAUUUGAUUUGUGUAAAUAUUGUAUAUAUGUCUAAGUGAGGGCUUAAUUAGUCAGAAGUAAGCAAUUUCAUACUGUAAACAUUUUCUUUUGUAGGAAAUGAUUGAGUUUUGGUAGUGUGCAUUAUAUUUAGUAAUUUAAACAAUAAAUGCUUUUCAGAAAAGCAUGUUGGAGAUCUUGUGAAUUUCAGUAACAUGGAAGGUUGUUUACAAAUGUGGCAAAACAUUUAAGUUGGUUAUGUAUCUGUACCACAUGCAUGGCACUUAAAACACAUCUUUAUUAACCCUUGGAA
Electrophorus electricus (electric eel) is the source of this 1471-nucleotide messenger RNA. It is a transcript of the gene gtf2b, whose product is annotated as general transcription factor IIB. Gene Ontology annotation, biological process: transcriptional start site selection at RNA polymerase II promoter; transcription initiation at RNA polymerase II promoter; RNA polymerase II preinitiation complex assembly. Lineage: Eukaryota; Metazoa; Chordata; Actinopteri; Gymnotiformes; Gymnotidae. Gene Ontology annotation, cellular component: transcription preinitiation complex; nucleus. Gene Ontology annotation, molecular function: RNA polymerase II general transcription initiation factor activity; acetyltransferase activity; TBP-class protein binding. The record is from RefSeq and is a predicted model, not a curated record.